Molecule: messenger RNA, 5304 nt
Organism: Mugil cephalus (flathead mullet)
Lineage: Eukaryota; Metazoa; Chordata; Actinopteri; Mugiliformes; Mugilidae
Gene: gpc4
Product: glypican 4
Exons: 9
Coding region: 680-2356 (558 amino acids)
Biological process (GO): cell migration; regulation of signal transduction; regulation of protein localization to membrane
Cellular component (GO): synapse; plasma membrane; extracellular region
Source: RefSeq, a predicted model, not a curated record
UUUUUCUGCUCGCAUCUGGAUCCCAGUACGACCAGCGACCAGCCCAGUGUCCUGUCCUAUCCUGUCCUGUCCUACUACAGAAAAAGAAAACCACGGCCUCUCGAGUUUUUUUUUCUUUUUUUUGGGAAAGGAAGCAAAGGAAAAACAAAGACAGAAGAAACCUUAACUUUUCCCCCCCUGCUCGUCUCUCUACAGUGUCCUGCCGUGGUUUUUUAAAUGCUUUCGUCGAAACUGUAAAGAGCAGCAGUGUGACUCUGUGAUUGUUGCCUCAACUCCUGAGACAGAAAAGUUUUUACGCGUUUGAAAAGCGACUUUUUUUUCGUAUCGCGAUUUUUUUUUUCUUUCUCUCCCCCGUCGAUUGAGUCUGGAACUCGACAUUUCUCGCACAUAUAUGUAGCUUUUAUGCGGACGGGUUUUUUUGAGUAGUAUUUAAGGUGUUUUUCGGUGUUUUUUCUUUUUUUUUUUAAUUCCCUCCUCCUCCUGUGCUGUGAAUGAAGUAUCUGUUGAGCUGAAGAAAUCAGUCUCCAUGAGGAAACUCGGCGUGGGAGUCACUGAAACUUUGUCCUAGCUCACACACACACACACACACACACACACACACACCUGAGCAACUCUACGCUUCUUCUUUUUCCAAACUUUACUUCAUCAUAUUUUUAUUUUUUUUUAAAACGGACACAAAAUGAAGACGCUGUCGGUGCUGUGUGUAGUCUGCACACUGGUUGUGUUGUCGGGGGCUGCGGAGCAAAAGUUGAAAAACUGUAACGAAGUCCGUGAGGCUUACAGCUCCAAGGGAUUCAAUGUCAACGAUGUCCCCAACAAAGGAGUCAACGGAGCCCCGCUGAAAGUGUGUCCGCAGGGUGUCUCCUGCUGCACGGUGGAGAUGGAGGAGAAGCUGAGCCAGCAGAGCCACACCGAGAUCAAAGCUCCCGUCUCCAGGCUCAGCACCACCCUACAAUCCACCUUCAAACAGAAGCACGGCCACUUUGACAACUUCUUCCGGGAGCUCCUGAAAAACGCCCAGGACUCGCUGCACAACAUGUUCGUGCGCACGUACGGCGUGAUGUACGUGCAGAACGCCGAGCUGUUCAAGAACUUCUUCGAGGACCUCACCAAGUACUACAUCUCCGGCAGCGCCGCCGUCAACCUGGACGCCAUGCUGUCCGACUUCUGGGCCGACCUGCUGGAGAGGAUGUUCCGGCUGGUCAACGUGCAGUACGAGUUCAGCGACGCCUACAUGGAGUGCGUCAGCCGGCACACGGACCAGCUGAUGCCCUUCGGCGACGUGCCGCGCAAGCUGCGCAUUCAGCUGAUGCGGGCCUUCGUGGCGGCGCGCACCUUCGUGCGUGGCCUUGCGCUCAUGCCCGAAGUGGUCAAUAAAGUUUCUACGGUCAGCGCGUCUCCCAGCUGUGUGCGAGCGGCCAUGAAGAUGUUGUACUGUCCCUACUGCUCCGGCCAAGUGGCCCUGAAACCGUGCCAGAAUUACUGUCUGAAUGUGAUGCGUGGGUGUUUCGCUAACCAGGCCGACUUGGACACCGAAUGGAACAAUUUCCUCGACGCCAUGCUCAGCCUGGCCGAGAGGCUCGAAGGCCCCUUUAAUUUCGAGUCCGUCAUGGAUCCCAUUGACGUGAAGAUUUCGGAGGCCAUCAUGAUCAUGCAGGAUAACAGCAUGCAAGUGUCGCAGAAAGUUUUCCAAGGAUGUGGGAUGCCUAAACAACAGAGCACUUCCUUCCGUUCCACGCGUUCCGUGAAAGAAACCGGCUUCACCGGCCGCUUCCGACCUUACAGUCCCGAUGCAAGACCCACCACUGCCGCUGGGACUAGUUUAGAUCGAUUGACAACCGAGGUGAAGAAGAAGCUAAAAUCCGCAAAGAAGUUCUGGUCCACGUUGCCAGAGGCCGUGUGCGCCGGUGACAAGAUUGCACCUGGUGACGAGUGUUGGAACGGAACAGCAAAGAGCAGGUACGAGUCCGUCGUCAUCGGCAACGGGCUGGCCAAUCAGGUGUCCAACCCGGACGUGGACGUGGACAUAACGAAACCGGACGUCGUGAUCCGGAGUCAGAUCGCAGCUUUAAAGGAAAUGACGAGUUGGCUGAAAGCGGCGCACAGCGGCAAUGACAUCUCGGUCGAAAGCGGUGAGGAUGACGAUGCCGUCAGCUCAGGAGAGGGGAGCGGCAGCGGCUGCGACUCUCAAUCCUGCGACACGGACCAGGACAUCUACUUCUCCAUUCCACCAAAAACUGAGAAACCCCGAGUUAAUCCGGUGCAAAGCACGGCGGCCGGGUUCGCCUCACCGAGCAGCAUGGCGCUGGCGCUCUGCGGGCUGGCCCUGGCCCUGCUCGCCCCCCACUUGAGAUAAAACUGGCUGGGCAGAAAGAGGAAGAGAAUGACCAGGAAAAAAAACGGAAGCGAAGGGGAAAACUGUCAGAGAGACUUUAUAAAGACUGCCUUCAGGACCUUGGACUGUCCACCAUUUUUGGGGGGGGGGAGACUCUUCUUAAUAUAACAAUAACUUCACUAUUAACUAUUUGUUUUUAUGUUUUAAGGACAUUAGUGUACAGCGAUAUAAUUUUCUUCCCAAGAAAUCCACCUUUUUCCCCCAGUUAAACCUGCUUUUUCCGGCGGCUCUUUCGGAGCUGCCCUACGGUUCUGCUUGCAGCGUUACAAACAUCAUAUAAUUGUCGUAUGUUGGCAAUUUAUCCUCAUGAUUCAUUUUGUGCCUUCUUCAGCGAUUGCCAUCUGACGUCGAUGUGUUAAGGUUUCGCAGAAACGCCGAGCGCCUGCACUGGGACGUAUCUUCACGUUUCUAAGGAUGUUCGCUCUUUUCCAUUAUUCAGAGACCCAGCUGAGCAGUGGAGACGUCGUCACGAAUGUUAACGGUUUCGCAACAACUGUCUUGCACACCAACGAAUGUGCACACUGUGAAUAUUUGUGCAUUUUUCAUACGUUUAGAAACAAGCAGCCAGCCAGAAAUUCUCGUAGCUUGCUAUUGAUCUCAGCCAAGGAACGGGUUUGAGCUUUUGUUCAGUCGUCUUUGGAGCGGAGAACCAGGACACGGCUCAUCUUUUAGAAAUGCGACGAGGAGAGAAGUUACAGCGCAGGUGUUUGUGUUUGACCCGGAGAUGGAAUCGCGCUUUAGAAGAGCCUACAGGGGGCGCUCUCUGAGCCCCGAACAUGCAUAUUGUAUGUCUGCUAUGAGCAUUAUCUCGACCUAACUUUUCAUUUUCCUCAUCAAGGGUUUAAUUUAAUUUCUACAGCUAAAGCAGUUCAGUAGUAAGGUCAUACCUCAUGCAUAUUCUCAUUAUCAAUGCAAUCUAGUGAUGUUGAGUUGAAAGUGUCUGAUAGAGUUAGAUAUGUGGUUGGUAUCCCUGCUGUUACCCCUAAAGAAGGCAAAGCUGACAAGUCCUGAAUGCCCUUUUUUUUUUUUUUUGGUACUGUAAGCUCAGUUCAGCACAGAACAGAAGAUCUGACUCUACACAGUCUUACUUGUUUGAAAAAGAAGAAAAAAAAAGGCGUGUUCAGAGCGUUUCACAAAUAACUAGAGAGGAGGAACAAAAGACAGUGUUGUUGAUCAAAUGAAAUCAAGGUUAUUUUAAUACAGGGUUUUAUGUUGAGGAGGUGUUGUAAUUUUUUUAGCUGUUUUUUUUUGGUAUGAAGAUGAAUAUUAGGUACUACAGUGGAUUUUACCGCUAGUUUUCGGUGGUGGAAGAGGACAGUGUGCACAGAGAAUGGGGGCACUUUCAGUCAGUGUGCACAGUUUUACGGGCUCAUUUUUUUUUUUGUGUUUUUAUUUGUUUUGGUUUUUUUUGCCCACAUCCCCUCACCCCACAACACACACUUGUACCUCUUAGAUGGCCUGCGUCAGUAUAAAAGGAGUCAUCCUGAACCAGUUGAUCUACCUAUCCGCAUCAUUUCAACUCGAGGUGGAAAUCUGAAGUUCCGCCUCAAGUUCUCACCAAAAUUAACGCAGAAAUAUGGUGCCACGUUUUUUUUUUUUUAUCAUUUUAUUUUUUUUACUUUGGUUUGUUAUAAGCAUCUUCUUAAGGUAAACAAAGAAUGUAGAUGAUCUAUGAUCAGUCUGCUCAGCGUCCCAGACGGGUGCCUGACAAUAUUCUUACCAGCUGACAAGCACAAUGAAAGGGUUUUUUUUUUCUCUUUUAAUUUGAUAAUCGGGUCUGUAAAGUUGCAUUACCUGGCCAUUUCAUCUCUACAGUGAUGCUGCCUUGCAUAGCUUUUGUACAGUAACUUAUGCAUGGAUUUUAAAUGUCACUGCAAACAUGCAGAUUAUCCAGAAUACAGCAUCCGGGAUGUUUUUUAUAUGCACACUUGAGGUGAAAAAUAUGAAUUGCUCAAAGUAAUUUAUUAAAAUGAUCAGAUUUGGGGGCUUUAAAGAGUAAUUUUUGAAAAAUGUAAAAAGAAUUAAAACAAACAACAACAAAAAGUUGCGUGUUUUUACAUUUGUCUUACAAUUCGAUGUAGUCGAGACAAAUGGUUAACAGUAGACGCAAUCUUAUUUCUUCCGGUUUGGCUUUGAAAUUGACAGGUUGAUUGUAAGCUUACAUCUUCUUCAGGUUAUCAAGUUGCGUUCCCAGUGUUCCCACUUCAGUGAGGACACCACGUUAAGAAUCUGACCCUGGAGGAUUUGACGAAACAUCUAUGCAACCCGUUAUAAUACAGAAGCCUUAACUGAAAAUAACAAAGUUGCAUUUCAGCAGCUUUCAUUUGGCAUUACUCCUACAAGUGACCUGUUUUAAUUCCCCCUGUUUUUGUGUUCCACCGACAUUUCUACAAGGGCUUUUGCAUGUGUUCGUGUCAUGUCGAAAGAGUUGUGUAUCGAGUGUGAAGAAACCCAAAGUUUCUGAGCGUGGAAAUGUUUUUGGGUGAAGAUGGUGAAUGUCUGCGCUUGCAGGCCAGGGCAGCAAUGCAGUCCAGCUGGCGGGGGGGGGGGAGUUGUUCCCGCCGCUGGACGUUUGUUCAGAGCCAACUUCGAUCUCGUGACUUUAAAGUUGAGUUGGACGGGUGUCCGUCUGCCUCUGGCCCACAAGAACGGAAAAGGACUCACUUUCUGUGGCGAGAGUGAGCGAGUGACUGAAUAGAGAGAGGAAGAAAAAAAAAAGUGUAAAUACAGAGCAGCCGUUUUUAGAUGUCUCUAAAAGAGGCCUUAACAGUACACCAGAUUUUUACUUGUCAGAGUAUCUCCUAAAUGUUAUGGAAAAAACAAGAUGAGAUAGAUGUUAAAUUGUAAGAGAAAAUGUAUAUUAAACCACAUUUCUUAGUCUUGUUGAAAUAAAGACUGCCAAUAUUUAA